Sipha flava (yellow sugarcane aphid) is the source of this 1167-nucleotide messenger RNA. Its product is annotated as mpv17-like protein. Bases 505 to 1068 code for a protein of 187 amino acids. Lineage: Eukaryota; Metazoa; Arthropoda; Insecta; Hemiptera; Aphididae. The record is from RefSeq and is a predicted model, not a curated record. Gene Ontology annotation, cellular component: membrane; cytoplasm. The transcript is spliced from 5 exons.
UAAUUAGUUGUUCAAUUUUAUUGAAACAAAGGUUCUCACUAGAGAUUUUAUUCGAUUUUUGUUGAUCAACUGCGAUCGGUCAACUAAACUUGACUCAUGAGAACGCGCCUUUACAAUCAUCGUGGCGCGCGUGUUGUUCGCUCGUCCCGCCGUCCACGCGCGACAGUCAUUCGUACAGCGCGCGGUGCGGAGCCUCCGCCGUCGGUAGAUCAUUUACGAAUUAAUUCGUCGCCGAGUGUAACGAACACCCGUACGGCCUCGAAAUCGACACCGUCGUGCGGCUAGAACGAAACCAAUGAAAAAACUCGGGGGGGGACUUUAAACGCAACCGAACCACUCCGGACACGUAGCCCGGUUGUAACGCGAAAAACGUCGUCAUUGCCACUCGUCGCGAGCACCGAACUUUUCGUUCCUGUUGACCUGUGCGCGUCGCUUGUCGCUUUCGUCCGCACCUCUGUACGACGAAUCUUCACAAAAACGCCACAGGCUUCUUACGUUCCUAAAAUGUCGAGAAUUAUCAUGCUGGUGAAAGACACGUUUCGGAAGUAUCCGAUGGUUGCCAACUCGACGGUUUACGGUACAAUGUGUGUCGGCGCGGAAUUUUCACAGCAAAUAUUGACUAAACGGAUAUUGAACAAAACGGAGCCACCGCAACCGAUUGACACUGAUGUAUUGGGACGGUACGCUAUUGUGGGUACUUUGAUCAGUCCGAACAUAUUAUACUUUUGGUAUAAAUGGCUUGACAAAACUUUUGUGGGUACAGCACCGAAAAUAAUUGUUAAGAAGUUGUUAAUCGAUCAAUUCAUCAUGACCCCACCGUUUUACGUAGUGUUCUUUGUCGCUAUGAGUUUCCUAGAGGGUAAAAAAGAUCUACUGGAAGAAUGCAAGCAGAAGUUUGUUCCUACAUUCAAAACAAGUUGUGUGUUUUGGUUACCAGCACAAGCUAUUAAUUUCAUGUUGGUGCCGCCACCAGCUCGAGUGAUUUAUGUUGGAAUGUGUUCAUUUAUAUGGAUUAAUAUGUUAUGCUAUAUUAAACGAAAUGAUUACAAUACGAUCAAAGAAGAAUAGUACAAACGCACAAAACCUGGUAACAAGUACCAAACACCUCUCAUAUUAUGUGUUCAUAAUAUUUUUACUAUUAUUAUAUUAGUAUUCAAGUUGUUAUUA